AUGAUGAUGAAACCUCGUUCCGCCGUCGCUCCUAUUAUCAUCAACGGCAGUGCCAGCAGCAUCAGCAGCGCAGGAAGUGAGCCAUCUUCUGUUUCCACAAGAGAAGAUCGGCUGAAGAUGGACGGGGAUCGGGUUAGGAAUAGGCUAUUGACAAGAUUGGGGAUCUUUCAGCCGCAACCACAACAACAGCAAAGACGUAUCGCGCCUCUGCGCAAGGUAGCCCCCUUGACGGAGCCGCUCAAGUUUCACGACGGAGACAUCGUCGAUGACAAGAAGGAAGACUCUAGCAGCGUCGACACUGGCAGCAUCAGUGACGACCAAGCUUCGUCUCCUGCUUCGUCCACAAGGUCUCGCAAGUCGGUGGUAGCCUUUGACAAUGAAGUGGCAGUGGUCCCCAUUCCCAAACAUCAAGAGUACUCCAAUCGCAUUCGAAGCCGACUGUGGUCCAACAAGAAGGAGCUCCGCACCAUGGCGGCCAGAAACACACUCGAGUAUCAGUCGGAAGGAUGGAAUCCCUCCACCGUGGUCGAAGAUGAGGGGUUCAUCACAACGUCCACUGGCGAAAGAAUUCAUCCUGUGCAUCUUCAACGGCUCUUGGCGUCCCCCUUCAUGAUGAGGUCUCCUUUCAGGGUCAUGCAGCACCCGCCUCCCUUGGAAGUCAACCGAAGGCCCAUGCGUUAA
Molecule: messenger RNA, 681 nt
Organism: Seminavis robusta
Lineage: Eukaryota; Bacillariophyta; Bacillariophyceae; Naviculales; Naviculaceae
Source: the annotation of a GenBank genome assembly